Neoarthrinium moseri is the source of this 1602-nucleotide messenger RNA. RefSeq lists its product as uncharacterized. The transcript is spliced from 2 exons. Lineage: Eukaryota; Fungi; Ascomycota; Sordariomycetes; Amphisphaeriales; Apiosporaceae. Gene Ontology annotation, biological process: ribosomal large subunit assembly; rRNA processing. Gene Ontology annotation, molecular function: nucleic acid binding; exonuclease activity. Bases 1 to 1602 code for a protein of 533 amino acids. Gene Ontology annotation, cellular component: nucleus. The record is from RefSeq and is a predicted model, not a curated record.
AUGACUGGGGCUUCCUUUGGCGGAAGCAACGCCGCAAGGUGUGAGGAUUGUGGCUUCGACUUUUACACAGAGCGCCUCGCAGAAAUGCAUGCUGCUUCUACAGGGCACAUGGCUCGACGCUAUUUUGAUCCAUGCCGAACCCUGUUCGACGACCCUCGCGCUUUGCAUCGCCAUCAAUGGAACGACAUCAGCAAUCAUCAACCUCACGACCCGCUGCCUGGUGCCCCCAGCGAAAUAUCGCUGUCGCCCUUCGCAGGUCAACCCCCCGUUCCACCGAGCCACUGGUAUCAUUGGCGGCUCCAUGGAGAUGUGCAGGAUGCCAGCACAUCUUUCAAUCAGCCAUACACGGACCAUGAUAUCGUUCCACCGCAUAUUGAUCGCCCGACGCCGGCACAGCAGCAUGCAGAAUGCUUUCAGAGUGGCUUCAGCAUUAGCAGUGAAGCCCGGAGUCUUCCAACAAACCCUGCUCUUCCAACUCGCCCAGUCGAUGCAAGCCAGCAAUAUGCCGAAUCAGCAACAAGCCAUGGAGCGUCACCAAGAGAGUUGCGCCCCCAGUCGAGAUCCUACCCUGAUGGCGGCAUUGUAGACUCGCAGAAGCCGAGUGAUAGAAGAGACAAUAUUGGACCUCCGGAGCCCAGGUCAUUGGUGUUUCUCACCCCUCCGCAAUACCCCUAUGUCGAUGUCAGCCCGGCGGGUUCUGUACACCAUGGCAACAACGAAUACAUGCUCUUUUCCACCGCAGACCAAGAGCUCCUCUUCCAGGCGGUCAAGCUUCGAAGGGUGUCUAUCCCGCGCUUGGCGCAGAAGAAGUUUUUGACGCCUUCUAACUACGGCUCAUGGGCUCGACUCAGCACUUCCCCAGGUAUAAACCCCGGAGACUUCAUCGUAGCCCCGGCGCGAUCAAACAGGCUUACCCGAAGAGUUGUGGCGCUCGACUGCGAGAUGGUUAGCGUAUUACACGGGCGGCCUCAAGACAAGGGAGAGAGGAGUGAGCUCGCCCAGCUGUGUGCAAUUGAUGUUUUGACUGGCGAAGUUCUCAUCGACAAGCUGAUUCGUCCACGCGAGAGGGUCACAAACUGGCGCACCAGGUGGAGUGGCGUAUCUUGGGCAGCAAUAUUAGCCGCCAGUUCCAGUGGCCGAUUGCUACAUGGCUGGAAAUCAGCUCGUACCGAGCUCUUAAGGUACAUCGAUUCGGAUACAAUCCUCAUAGGACACGACAUCAUUGGUGACGUGCAGAUACUGCGCCUAGCUCAUGCCAACAUCGUUGACACGUCAGUGCAGACUGCUGAGGCUGUUUGGGGCGAGGCAGAAAGAUUUGACAGGAUCUGGAGCCUCAAAGACUUGGCCAAGUCUCUCACGAAUCUUUCUAUUCAGGCUGGUAAGAAAGGCCACGACUGUGUUGAGGACACAUUUGCUACUCGUGAGGUUGCGCUCUGGUGCAUUCGAUGUCCGAAGGAGCUCGAGGCCUGGGCAAAUCGCACGAGAGCGGAUCUACAACGGAAGAAGAUAGAGGCAGAGAAGAAGAGAUUCGAGAAACUCAAGAUGCUUGAGAAGGAGUGCAAGUCGAGAGACGGACUAGGCAGCGAUGCCAAGAGCGAUUGA